ACUCCUGACUCCCCCACCUCACUCUCUCCUCCAUUUCCUUCCAGCUCCCACUCCCAAACCACCUCUCUCUCCCCAAUGGCAGCCAUAGCUCGCGUCUCCAGAAAAACCCUAGCCUCCUUCUCCAGCUCAGCCCAUCCAUCCACCUUCCACCGCACCUUCGCCGCCGAAGCAGCAAAAGCCGCGGCCAUAACACCCUCACCGGAUCGGGUCAAAUGGGACUACAGAGGUCAGAGAAGGAUAAUUCCGCUCGGCCAGUGGCUCCCGAAGAUCGCCGUCGACGCUUACGUGGCACCCAACGUGGUCUUGGCGGGUCAGGUCACGGUCUGCGACGGAGCAUCCGUUUGGCCCGGGUCGGUCCUCCGCGGCGAUCUCAAUAAGAUCACCGUCGGAUUCUGCUCCAAUGUUCAGGAACGCUGCGUCCUUCACGCCGCUUGGUCUUCCCCAACAGGACUUCCAGCAGAGACAUCCAUUGAGAGGUUUGUGACUAUUGGCGCAUACAGUCUGUUGCGGUCCUGCACAAUUGAGCCAGAAUGCAUUAUCGGGCAACAUUCGAUCCUAAUGGAAGGUUCCUUGGUGGAGACCCACGCUAUCCUUGAAGCUGGAUCUGUGGUUCCCCCGGGGAGGAGAAUUCCAACCGGUGAACUUUGGGCUGGAAACCCGGCAAGGUUUGUCCGAACCCUGACACAUGAAGAGACCUUGGAGAUCCCAAAACUCGCUGUCGCAAUAAACGAUCUAAGCAAAGAAUAUUUCCAAGAAUUCCUCCCGUAUUCCACAGUAUAUUUGGAGGUUGAAAAGUUCAAGAAAUCUUUGGGGAUUUCCAUUUGAUCAGUUUCAUCGUCAUGUUUCGUUGUAUCGUUUAGCUGGAGGCUUUCCUCGUAAGGAAAUAAGCAGCUCCGAGACAGAGCUGUCUUUUUUGGGUGUCCACCUUGUAUUUCGAUCGUACUGUUUUGAAAUAUCAAUCGACAAUCGGAUGUUCUAAUCGUAGUUUCCGGCCGGCACUUAUAAGGAAACUCCGAUCACUUGCAUCCCCAUUUGUUUAAGCUCAAUCUCAGUGUGUGGUUGUAGCUGACUUGAUGCCAUAUAUAAAAAGAUUCACCAUUGCUGUUCUUCUA
This is a messenger RNA of Malus domestica (apple), 1112 nucleotides long. RefSeq names its product gamma carbonic anhydrase-like 2, mitochondrial. The record is from RefSeq and is a predicted model, not a curated record. NCBI's taxonomy places the organism in Eukaryota, Viridiplantae, Streptophyta, Magnoliopsida, Rosales, Rosaceae.